Molecule: messenger RNA, 942 nt
Organism: Camelina sativa (false flax)
Lineage: Eukaryota; Viridiplantae; Streptophyta; Magnoliopsida; Brassicales; Brassicaceae
Source: RefSeq, a predicted model, not a curated record
AUGCACUCCUUUGACAAGGCAAAGGAUGUUCCCGUUGAUCGACAUGAGUCAAUACAAACAUGUACCGUUGAAGGAUCUACAAAACCUGAUCUUUGUCGCGCCCAAAUUCUGACAUGUACGCAGAGGCUUGCAUCUUCUUUCGUUCCUCUGUACCACCACACAUCUGGUACAAUUCGUCGAAGAAUACCGGAUUUUAGGCCUACAAAAGUGCUGGAUUUUGGUGCUGGCACUGGUUCAGGUCUCUGGGCGGUUCAAGAGGUUUGGCCAAUGUCUGUGGAGAGAGUAAACAUAGUGGAACCAUCUCAGUCAAUGCAGCGUGCAGGACGGAACUUGAUUCAGGGAGGGGAGAUACCAUCUCUCAAAGACAGGAUUACUGUGGUUCGCCAGCUCUGGGACCUUACAGAUGAUCUCUUGAAACUGCGUAAACUGGAAAAUAAAAUGAAGAAAGCUGGAGCUGAGAAGGCAGUGCUCGAUCUCAAAUCUGGUGCGCAUAUUGUUGCUCAGGAGUUGUGGCCUCUUGAUGGUAUGAAGUUGGAGACAUUAAAGGAGAGACGCGCAAAUAAGAAACCUGAGGAUCUAGAGAUUGACUAUGUGCCUUACAUUGACCCAAGAGCAUAUGACUCUGACACCACAUGGAUGAGGAGGAAGAACAAGAAGACGGUACUGAUGAGGAUGUGGAAGAGACAAUUGAAGAGGAAGAGGGGAGUGAGAGAGCGAGUGUGGGAGGCGGAUGGGGAAGAAUCAUUUUCGCGCAAAGGGAAACAAGUGACGUUGGAUAUGUGUGUGCCAACCAAAGAGGACGGUUCAGAGGGGGCGUUUGAAAGGAGAGUGGUAACAAAAAGCAAGAACCCGGACCUUCAUUUGCAAGCCAAGAAGUCCUUUUGGGGAGACUUAUGGCCUCUCACGACUCAACAAGAAAGUGGGAAAGAGAAAGCAAGUUGA